Messenger RNA from Volvox carteri f. nagariensis, 1316 nucleotides. RefSeq lists its product as uncharacterized. The coding region runs from base 441 to 1316 and encodes 291 amino acids. The record is from RefSeq and is a predicted model, not a curated record. The transcript has 5 exons. Lineage: Eukaryota; Viridiplantae; Chlorophyta; Chlorophyceae; Chlamydomonadales; Volvocaceae.
CUUAUACAUCUCUAUGCCGUUGUUGUGCAAUAUCUGAGGCGUGUUCCUUUUAAAAAGCUGAAGGUAUUUAGACAGUAGGGAAGCAUUUCUAAAAAUCUCGGUAAACCAUUGCAAUAAGUAUGCCAGUUUAUAUUAUCACCAUAGGUUCUUGUGUCGAACGGUGCUAAAUGAACCAUGGUGCAUGCAUGGAAGUAUUCGGGGCGGAGAAGUCUCGCCUCUGCUAUGGAAGUCCUGGAGAAACGUCAGCUUGAUUGCAGAGUCUGUGGACGCCAGCACACGAUUAACUUGUGUUGCUGUGGCCACCCAGCGCCAUGCACGGUCCUGUACCCACAAUUUUGUGUUCAGGCGCUUUGUGGCUUCGAUGGAUCUAGCUGUGGAGUAAAGUAUGCGUCCUUCGCAGCCUUCGCACCGGCAGUGUUGGAUACGGAUGCCGGUAUGCCAUGUUUUCAGACCUGUUGUCGCAGCGCGGGCUUCGAAGCACGGCGCCGUUGCCCGGUCCGUUACCCAUGCCGGGCGCCCGUCCAGCGCGCCCCGCCUUCCUGCAACAACUAGCCGAGCGUCGGCGCCGUGUUAUCGGUGGGAUGUCGUGCCCUGGACUGCGCGACGAAUGUUAUGCCUGCCUAUACGGCUGUUCCCAGGCGGGUGUGUUGGGGCCGCGGGACAUUGAGGCCGCCAUCAUGGACACGGGCGACGAUGCAGGGCGCGCGCUAGCCUGGUACCCCGGGUUGUUGAUGGCAUGGCGGUUUGAUAAGGCGGAUACAUUCUUAGAGAAUCAGCUUCCAGCAUACUACGGCGAAAUCGACUCCAUCCGAAAUCACCAAUUGAAGCGUUCAGUCGACGCUGCUUCACUGCGAGUCGCUGCGACACAGCGAGUCGCGACAGACCCAAGUGUCAUUGUCCCCUUCCGUUCUGCCAAGGGACUUGAGCGUGCGGGACACGUUGAGCUCUUUGAGCGGCUCAAGGUGGUCACAUCCGCAUUGAUCACCGAGCGGGCAGAUCGAAUAGCGCUGGACAGGGAGAUUAAGCGGCGGACAUCCCUUUUCCAGGCUGAUAGAGUGAGGCUACAGGCAUACGCUCGGGCAGAUACAUCACGCAGUGAACCCGUCCGACUGCUCAAAACAUCACAACAACGAGGUAUGAUGCAGUGUCGGCAUGCGCGCCAGCUCAUCAACCCCCGGAAGAUGAUGAUGAUCGGGCCAUACCUCAUCAGCUUCCCUGCACUGCGCUCGCGGAGCAAGCGCAUGCCCCAUGUCAACAUCUCGUCCCAGGAUCUCAACUACAAGGACAAACAGAACCAGCACGCCACUCUCAAGUAG